AUGGACAAAGUUCAGUGCAGGGCGUCGCGCGCGCUCGGCAGACUCUGCAACAGCGGACGGGCCGCCUCGUCGCCGGCCUCAUGGCCCGGCACCUUUGACCCGAGCGCCGACCGGGCCCGGGAUGGAGAGUCCCCGACAUUCGCCAAGUAUUCGUCCUACGAGCCGUUGGCCAACUGCGGAAUCGUCGAGUCUUGGCUGGUCACGGCCGAGGAGCGGAAACGGGCGGCAAAGACGGCGCGCAAGAACAGAAAGUUUUCGCUUGUCAAGGACCCCGACCAACUGUGGUGA
Molecule: messenger RNA, 288 nt
Organism: Metarhizium brunneum ARSEF 3297
Lineage: Eukaryota; Fungi; Ascomycota; Sordariomycetes; Hypocreales; Clavicipitaceae
Source: RefSeq, a predicted model, not a curated record